This is a messenger RNA of Triplophysa rosa, 6538 nucleotides long. Its product is annotated as protocadherin-15-like. Gene Ontology annotation, cellular component: plasma membrane; stereocilium. The record is from RefSeq and is a predicted model, not a curated record. Bases 392 to 5536 code for a protein of 1714 amino acids. Gene Ontology annotation, biological process: homophilic cell-cell adhesion; inner ear development; sensory perception of sound. Lineage: Eukaryota; Metazoa; Chordata; Actinopteri; Cypriniformes; Nemacheilidae. Gene Ontology annotation, molecular function: calcium ion binding. The transcript is spliced from 38 exons.
UUGAAUGAGGCUUGAGUGAAGUGGGUUGUACUUUCAUUCGAGCAGUCUCGCUACUUUUUACCGUUACUUGAGGACAGACGAGCUCCGUCCUGGAUCUGACCAACUCCGGACUUUAAACGCGUCAAAAACUAAAUCCACCUGGGUUUUAUAGAUCAUUUUUCGUCAGGCAGGCACACGCACAACAGAAUCCGAUGCGGGAUUGUCUGCGUGAGAGUCUCUGCGUGGAUUUUAAAACGACAUGCUGGGUUUAACGUUUGAGUGAUGCGGCGGUGAAUUCCUGUCAGGAGGGAAAUGAAUCGGCGCGCGGGAGCGAUCGCGUAACUGUUGCUGCGGGAAAAUGAAGAGAUAACUCAAAUAAUACGCGUGGCUUGGACGUGGGCAGUAACUAAAGAUGAAGAGGCGCUGGUGGCGAUCUGGCUGUCUGGGCUCUGUGAUCGGCCUGUUCAUUUUCUUCAUCCAAGUUUCGGCUCAAAACACUGAAGACUGGCACUAUGAGGAAUGUAAGUUAUCUCGGUCGGGUCCGCCUGCUACUAUCGUCACCAUUGAUGAGGAGAGUCCGAACGGCACAGUUCUUGUGGAAAACAUGCAGAUCAACGGUCGAGCACAAGAUCCAGAUAGAACCAUCUCCUUGACGCUGCUAGAUAACUAUGAUUACUGGGUUAUCCUUGACCCCGCGAUGCAGAGACUGUAUCUCAACAGCACUGGACGAGUGCUGGACCGAGACCCACCCAGUUAUAUCACCACCAUCGUGGUUCAGGUCCAGUGCACCAAUGAACUGGUGGGGACAGUUAUUCUGCAUGAAGUACGGAUAGUCGUAAGGGACAGAAAUGACAACACGCCUGUUUUCCAGCAACCUCGGUACUACGUUGCGGUUAAUGAGCUCACUCCAGCCGGUACCACCAUCUUCACCGGCUUCUCGGGAAACAACGGAGCCACGGACAUCGACGACGGGCCAAAUGGACAGAUCGAAUACGGCAUUCAGUACAACCCAAAUGACCCGAUGUCUAACCGGACUGUGCGGGUCGCUGGGACUCUGUCUGGUAACAUUGUUUUGACAGAGAGACUGAACUACGAGGAGAGGACUCGCUAUCUAAUUAUAGUCCAGGCCAAUGACCGGGCUCCGUUUCCAGGAAGUCGUCGCACGGCAACCACCACACUAACCCUGGACGUUUUAGAUGGAGACGAUAUGGGUCCCAUAUUUCUCCCAUGCCUUCUGGUCAACAACACUCAGGACUGCAGCCCGAUCACAUACCGCGUGGUCAUUCCAGAGCUCACAGACCCGAGCAAGCUGAACCCUCUGAAUGUGACUCCUCCAAUUCGGGCCGUAGACCAGGAUAGAAACAUCCAGCCGCCCUCGGACAGACCCGGCAUUCUGUACUUCAUACUGCUUGGUCAACCACCUGCUUACCCAGAAUUCUUUUCACUCAACAAGAGCACAGCUGAGCUACGCCUGCUGAAACCAGUGGACAGAGAGCUGUAUCAACGCUUCACUCUCACCAUUAAGGCUGAACAGGACAAUGGUCACCCUCUCCCGGCAUACGCCAACCUGGUCAUCGAAAUCCUGGAUGAGAACAACCAGGCGCCGUAUUUUCAACAGCCAUCUUACCAAGGCUUCAUCAGCGAGUCAGCCGCCGUUGGCACCACCAUCUCAGGGAACGCCAACCUCACGGCCCCAUUGGGCAUCAUAGCGCUGGACAAUGACAUAGAGGAGACCAAAGAUCCACAGCUGCUGAUUACAAUGAACGAUUACACCUCCAUCUUCACCAUCACAUCUACUGGCAUCACACGCUAUCUCACCCUGCUGAAACCAGUGGACAGAGAGAAACAAACCAACUACACCUUUACGCUGUUGGCGACUGACGGUGUUCAGCAGAGCCGACCCGUGACUUUGGACAUCCUGGUCAUCGAUGCGAAUGAUAACACACCCACUUUUGCUCAGGUGUCCUACAGCGUGGAGGUCUUCACUAAUAUGUUGCCCGGAGAGACCGUCCUACAGCUUUUGGCUCAGGACACUGACGCCGGUUUGAACGGACUGAUCACGUAUGCGAUACUGGCUGGAGAUCAGGGCGAUUUCAUCAUCAGUAACCGCACCGGUCGAAUCACGUUAGCACCUGGGGUGAUGCUUGUCGUCGGGCGUUCAUAUGCGCUGACCGUGAGAGCAUCAGACAACGCUCCUGACAUUGAGAGAAGGAGCUCCAUAACUACAGUCUACAUUGAGGUUCUUCCACCCAACAAUCAGAGUCCUCCACGAUUCCCUCUGCAGACGUAUCAACUGGAGAUCAGUGAAGCCAUGAGGAUCGGAGCCAUACUGCUAAACCUGCAGGCUACAGACCGCGAGUUGGAUCCCAUCACCUACCAGAUAGACAGCGGUGACCCACAGCAGGUCUUCAAUCUCUCGCGAACUAUAGGUCUUCUGCUGCUGGCCAAACCUCUGGACAGAGAAACCACAGACCAGUAUCGCCUCAUCGUCACCGCGUCUGAUGGCCAACCGGGAGGGAUGUCCACAGCCACCGUAAGCAUCAUUGUGACGGACGUUAAUGACAACGACCCGACCUUUGACCUCACUCACCCCCAAAACCUGACAGUGCAGGAGGAGCAGGCCAAUGUUUUUGUGGGUGAAGUCAGAGCCACUGAUCCUGACGCCGGUCUGAACGGGCAGGUCCGGUACCGCCUGCUUUCCCAUGCCUCUCUCUUCUCCAUAAACUCCACGGGCACCAUCGUAACGGCGGUACCGUUGGACAGGGAGACUAGGAACCGGUACGAUCUGAUCGUGGAGGCGUCCGAUGGUGCGGUAGACCCUCGCCGGACCACCAUCACACUGUUGGUAGAGGUGACAGACAUCAAUGACAACAGCCCUGUGUUUUCACAAGCCACAUACAUGGUCAGCGUUCCGGAGAACACACCGGCUAGAACCGUCAUUCUGAGAAUCGCUGCGGUGGAUGCUGAUCUCGUCUCUAACGUGACCUACAGAAUCAAAACAGAAGCGGCCCGGCAGCUCUUUGCCGUGAACAGACUGACCGGCGCCGUGUCUGUCCUGCAGGCUCUGGACUUUGAAGACUUGGCAGGGAACAGCACCUACACCUUUGAAGUUGAGGCGCUGGAUCACGGAGGAACCCUGCCUCCUGGCACGGCAACAGUCAUCGUUAGAAUCACGGAUAUGAAUGACUUCUCGCCGGUCUUCAGUCAGGCGCUGUAUAAAGGGGUGGUUGCUCCAAACGCAGAGAAGGGAACCGUCAUCGCCACUGUGUUUGCAGACGAUCAGGACCCUCCCGGUAUGGCCGCCAGUAAAGUGCGCUACCGAGUGGAUCAGGAGCAGUCUCCCUACAGCGGCAGUAUCUUUGAUGUGGUGCAGGACACAGGCAGAAUCAUCACCAAAGUCAACCUGAACGAGCAGCCCACCGCUGUGUUCAGACUGGUGGUGAUCGCGUAUGAUGAUGGAGAACCGGUGAAGAUGAACAGAACCACAGUGGAAAUCACGGUUCUCCAGCCAUCCAGGAUUCCCAUCUUCACCGAGGAGGAAUACAGGUUCAGCCCGGUGAGCGAGAGCGCACCUGUCGGUACGCCGGUGGGACUUAUUCUCGCGGCAGCUGUCAACACCACAGUCUUUUACUCUAUAGUGGAUGGAAAUCAGGGAGGGGAGUUUAUGGUCAAUAACCUCACUGGAAUCAUCUACACAAAUAAAUCACUGGACUACGAGAAGGUGACCAGUUACGUGCUGCGGGUGCAGGCCGACUCGCUCGCCAUCAUCCUCGCUAACCUACGCGCUCCCUCCAAAACAAACACAGCGAAGGUUUUUAUCGAAGUACAGGACGAGAACGAUCACCCGCCGGUUUUCACGAGGUCCCUUUACAUCGGCGGAGUGACUGAAGACACGAAGACUUUCACCACAGUGCUGAAAAUUGUGGCUACAGAUGUCGACACGGGAAACUACAGUAAGAUGGCGUACAGACUGAUCAUCCCACCCACGCCAGAGGGACAAGACAGUUUCGUUAUUGAGACCUACACGGGCGUCAUCAAGAGCGCUAUCAUGUUAAGAAACAUGCGCCGGUCCUACUUCAAGUUUGAGGUCAUCGCCACGGACAACUACGGACAGGGGCUGAGCAGCAGAGCCGAUGUGGUGGUGUCAGUUGUGAACGCCCUGGACAUGCAGGUUGUGGUCUCAAACGUGCCGCCCACUGUUGUGGAAGAGAAUAAAGAGCAGCUGAUUGCUAUUUUGGAACGCUACGUGCAGGAUCAGAUCCCAGGUGCUAAAGUGAUAGUGGAGUCGAUCGGCCCCCGCCGGCAUGGUGAAGGAUAUGAACUGGAGGACUACACUAAAUCUGAUCUGCAGGUGUACGCCAUCGACCCUCUAACCAACAGAGCCAUCUCCAGACAAGAGCUCUUCAAGUUUCUGGAUGGGAAGAUUCUGGACAUCAAUAAAGAGUUCCAGCCGUACCUGGGUGAGGGAGGACGGAUUCUGGAGAUCCGUUCUCCUGACAUUGUGGCGACUGUGAAGAAGGCUGCGCAGGCAGUGGGCUACACAGAGGGGGCGCUGUUGGCCCUGGCCAUCAUCAUCAUCCUGUGCUGCAUCCCUGCCAUUCUCAUCAUCAUGGUGACGUACAAACAAUUCAAAGAGAGGCAGGCAGAGUGUGCCAAAACCGCCCGUAUCCAGAUGGCGCUUCCUGCGGGGAAGUCGAUGGCAAGCGCCCCGACCAACCUGUACGAGGAACUGGGAGACGGCGGCAUGCGUGGCUUUGGCAGACAGCAGCAGCUGUUGAGACCGUCUCUGCUUCGGCCUGAGGCCCUCUCCAUGGAAUCAGGGAUCGACCCUGGGCAAGACUACUAUAGCUACGAUCAAGGAUAUGAUCCGUAUCCAACUUACGGUAGUCGCAGGAGGCUGAUCACACCGAUGUAUGAUGAAUAUGGAGAGGCCAUCGUGGAGGAUGAAGGGUAUUAUUAUAGUGGACCAGAGGCUGGCAAAAAGAAGAGAAUCAAACUGAUCUUGGAUAGAGAGUACGACACGACUUCCACAGGAGAGGACAGCGGGCCAGACGUCCAGAGGAACCGAAUACCCAACGUUGCCAGCCACAGUAACAUCAACGGUUCGGUGUACCUGGCCCAAAACGGUACCAUCAUCCGAACAAGAAGGCCCCCUUACCCCAACAACCUAAAAAUGGGCUCACCCGUACGAUUAGGCAAACAAUUUAAAAAACUGGAUAAACUUGGUGUCACACAUGAAGAGCAGUUACCUUUAAAUGGGACAGGAGAUAAUGGGCCCAAUGUGAGCAUCACCACGGCUCUUUCCUCUGUAACUGAUCACAACCUUAACUCCAAAGACUGUAGCGUAACGGGCCCCAACAGCAUAGGGCCCAAAUCCAACAUUGAUAAAGCCCGUUUGGAGCAGGACAGGGGGCGCUGUGAGCAGGAGUCCUCGGUGGACAGCGGGGGGAUUAAAGAGUCCGUCGAGUCACCGUGUGAGCAGAUGCUGACGUCUGAUGAAGAAGAGCUCUGGAUGGGUCCCUGGAACAACUUACACAUACCAAUGACAAAACUCUGAUUUCUGCUUUUACUAAUGCUGAUUGUACCGUUUCUUUUUUUAGUGUUUUUCUAUGUUUCAUUUGGUUAGAGACGACCUUUCUGUUGUGCACACUUCAGACACCGACUCAGCAAUGUGGUUGUAUUAUUUGUAUUAUCUUUUUUUUUUUAAAGAUGGCUAUUCCAGUUCUUAUCGUUGGUGUCAGAGAAAUUGUUGCGGAAGACAGGGCUAUUCUGUAUGAAUUACUUCGCCUCAAGAUGGAACGGUUUUGCAAAUGUAUAAAUCAUGCGGUUAAAAUGAUUAGAUGGUAUCUGAUAUUUCACAAACAGAAAACAUAGCUGAAAUGUUGUCCAUUACUUUGAGGUGUGCGUUUUUUUAUCAAGUUAAAUUUGACUCCUUGAAAUUCUGUAUAACCAGAGACUGCUGCACUGAUAAGAGUUAUUCCUCACGAUUUUUAAUGGAUGUAUUUUUUACAUUGAGAAUAUAUAUAGUUGUAACAGCCCUAAUAUUUUGAAAAGAUUAUUUACAUAGAUCUAUAAAUAUAUACACGAGUAUAAAAUAUAUAUGUAUUUUGAUAACUUCAACUAUGUGUUAUAUACAAAAUGUUUUACAUUCUUUGUCAAGAAAUCGAAAUAAUUAAUUUAUCACUUCUCUCUUUUUUUACUUUGGGUCGAAUAAAUAAGAUUUGGUUAAUUAUCAUGAAUAAAAAUGUGAACAUGUGCAGAUAAGGCAAACAUGUUUAUCAAUAAAUUAAUAAUAAGCAGACUUUAUUUCGGAUUGUAUUCAUAGUGUUUGAUGUACUGUAUGUUAACAGUUUGUGUUUUUCUGCAGAGACUGUCUGUCAGAUAUGAGUCAUUGGGCACAAGCUCUGAAUAUAAUUGUCUCUCCCAACCAUUUCUCAUCUGUCCAUCAAAGGCUGACUGCUCUUUCAGAUAUGAAUGUUUGUUUAUCCAAAUGAUGAUAGCUGUCUGGAAAAUGGAAGCCUUUGAUAAAGACUGAGGGUUUCAGACUGUUCAUUAAAGC